UUUUUAAAAGUUGAACGAGAUUCUCUGUCUCUCUGUGUCUGUCUGAACCGUGAUUCAAUCUCAGAUCUCAGAUUUUUUAGGUCUAGAAGCUCUCCAUUCACCGAAGUGACUUCGCUUGAGAAGAUGGCGGCUAUAGCUCGUCUUCACUUAUCGACGAAACCAAACCAGAGCAACCUGCCACCAUCACUACCUAGAGCGAUCAACCUCACGCGUGAUCCAAGGCUCGUGGUCACGUUUCCACGUAAUGCAUCGGUUAGUUCCCUCCGCACAUCUCCAAAUCUCGUUGCUUCAUCCGCCGGAGGAGGAGGAGGCAGCGGUGGAAACUACGGUGGUGGUGAUAACGGAGAUUCAAGCGGUGAAGGAGGGAAACAAGAACCGUCACCAUGGGGACCAAUAGGGAUGUUCAUCCAAGGAUGGAGAUCGCGAGUCGCAGCUGAUCCGCAGUUCCCUUUCAAGGUCCUCAUGGAAGAGCUCGUCGGAGUAACCGCCAACGUACUCGGCGACAUGGCGUCGCGUCCCAACUUCGGACUAAACGAGCUAGACUUCGUCUUCUCGACUCUCGUCGUUGGCUCCAUCCUCAACUUCACCCUCAUGUACCUCUUGGCUCCCUCCGCAGCAUCAGCCACCUCGUCAAACCUCUUGCCUGGGAUCUUCAGAGCCUGUCCGGCGAGCCACAUGUUCGAGCAGGGAAGCUUCACGCUCGCGAACCGGUUCGGGACUCUCGUCUACAAAGGGAUGGUGUUCGCCGCGGUGGGGUUGGCUGCUGGUCUCGUGGGGACGGCUAUCUCCAACGGUUUGAUCGUGUUGAGGAAGAAGAUGGAUCCGGGGUUCGAGCCGCCGAACAAGGCGCCGCCGACGGUGCUGAACUCGUUGACUUGGGCGGCUCAUAUGGGAGUGAGCGCGAACGUGAGGUACCAGACGUUGAACGGUGCAGAGUUUUUGAUGGAGAAGGGUUUGCCACCGCUGGUGUUUAAGACGGGUGUGGUGGCUUUGAGGGUUGUGAACAAUCUCUUGGGAGGGAUGUCGUUUGUUGUGUUGGCGAGGAUGACUGGUUCGCAGUCUGUGGGGGAGGAGAAGACGGAAGUUUCAGCUGAGGAGAAAGAUGUUUGAAUUUUUUUUUUUGGUUUCUUGAUUGUUUCUGUCUGUUGUCCGUUAGGUACAAAGUACAAGAGGCAUCUUCUUGAUUUGGAAUGGUUUUCCACGUUCUUAAUUACAAAAGCAGAAGACAUAUUGUUCUUGUUUGUGUUUGGACUAAAAUAAAGACAAAAUCUUUCUUA
This is a messenger RNA of Raphanus sativus (radish), 1277 nucleotides long. Its product is annotated as protein RETICULATA-RELATED 2, chloroplastic. Lineage: Eukaryota; Viridiplantae; Streptophyta; Magnoliopsida; Brassicales; Brassicaceae. The transcript has a single exon. Bases 124 to 1110 code for a protein of 328 amino acids. The record is from RefSeq and is a predicted model, not a curated record.